UUGCUUAAGCAACGCAUUCAACAAUAGCGCUAUAAUUAGAUGUGUACUAUAGUGCUCAACAAUUGAGUGCGUUCAUUCAGCGAAAAAAAAAGAAAAGAAAAAAGAAUUGAGUGCGUUCUCUUCUUGUGUCUACACUUUAUUGUUGAAGUGUUUCCUCACGCCCUUUCAAAGAUUUUCAGCAAUUUAUAUAUAUAGUAAAUCAAUCCACCAGUGGUUUCUAAGUUUCAGCUAUGGAAGAAACUCCCGGGAAGAAAGUGCUGAUCACCUCAGAUGGUGAUGAGAUCUCAGAGAACAUUGCUCUCCAUUUAGCCAAACGGGGAUGCAGCUUGGUUCUGAUGGGCAAUGAGAGCUGUCUUCUGAGUAUAGCCGGAAAGAUAAAUGGUUCAGUGAAAGGUGUGAAGCCGGUGGAGGUGGUUGGUGUAGAUAUGGAGGAGGAGAGAGAGGGUCACUUUGCUGAGGCAGUAAACAAGGCAUGCGUAAUUCUGGGAAGUUUAGAUGCUUUUGUUCAUUGUUAUUUCUAUGAAGGAAAGAUGCAAGAACACCUACAAUUAGGUGAAGAUGAGUUCAACAAGAUAAUGAAAAUAAAUUUUAUGGCUCCGUGGUUUCUGUUAAAUGCUGUGGGAAAAAGAAUGCGGGACUAUAAAUCUGGAGGUUCCAUUGUACUCUUGACCUCGAUAAUUGGUUCUCCAAGAGGGCUUUAUCCAGGAGCUGCUGCGUAUGGUUCAUGUUCGGCAGGACUGCAGCAGUUAGUCAGGGCAUCAGCUUUGGAAAUCGGAAAAUACAAGAUCAGAGUUAAUGCAAUUGCACGUGGCUUACACAUGCAAGAUGAAUUCCCAAAGUCAGUGGGGAAGGAGAGAGCAGAAAAGUUUGUCAAUUACGCAGCACCACUUGAGAGGUGGCUUGAUGUCAAAACAGACCUGGCUUCAACUGUUUCCUAUUUAAUCAGUGAUGGGUCACGUUACAUGACUGGAACAACUGUAUUUGUUGAUGGAGCACAAUCUCUUACAAGGCCUAGGAUGCGUUCUUUCAUGUGAUUCUCAUCAUCUCUGCUAGAAUAUAUUGGCAGAGUUAACCAGAGAAUUGAGCAUGGAGCCCAUGAUCGGAUGUGUUGUCUAGAAACAUCAACAGAAAGCAUUGCUUUGGUAAUUUAAGAGUUACAAUUAAAAUUUUCUUAUUUUUUUUUAUUAUCUGUUGCUCUUAUUAAUAUGUUCAAGUGUAAUAAAUUCAGCUAAUUGUAUGAGAACUUUUACUAUUUUAAGUAUUUA
Messenger RNA from Quercus lobata, 1265 nucleotides. RefSeq names its product 3-oxoacyl-[acyl-carrier-protein] reductase FabG. The transcript has 5 exons. Lineage: Eukaryota; Viridiplantae; Streptophyta; Magnoliopsida; Fagales; Fagaceae. The record is from RefSeq and is a predicted model, not a curated record. Bases 231 to 1034 code for a protein of 267 amino acids.